Molecule: messenger RNA, 599 nt
Organism: Stegastes partitus (bicolor damselfish)
Lineage: Eukaryota; Metazoa; Chordata; Actinopteri; Pomacentridae
Product: ES1 protein homolog, mitochondrial-like
Exons: 4
Coding region: 91-453 (120 amino acids)
Source: RefSeq, a predicted model, not a curated record
UCACUGUUCACUCAUCACACCUUGGCUGAAGAGCUCGAUUACACUCUGUGUGACACCAGGCUGCCUACAACAAAACCUGCUCAAGGAAUCAUGGCGAAGCGUGUUGCAGUUAUUCUCUCAGGCUGUGGAGUCUAUGACGGCACAGAGAUCCACGAGGCCUCCGCUGUCCUUGUCCAUCUGAGUCGUGCCGGAGCAAAAGUGCAGAUGUUUGCUCCAAAUGCAGAUCAGAUGCAUGUUGUGAAUCACUGNUACNUCCUCAGGUGGCCGUAUGCUCAGACAGCAGGUGCUGUGAAGGAGAUGGGCUGCAAACACGUGAACAAAGAUGUGGAGGAAGCUCACGUCGAUGUGAAAAACAAGCUGGUCACCACCUGUGCCUUCAUGUGCAACGCUCCCAUUCAUAAAGUUUUUGAUGGAGUUGGUGUCAUGGUUAAAGAGACACUGAAACUGGCUUAACAAGAGCUUUUUUACAUCAUAGAUGGUUAGAAUUAUGAAUUCUAAAAAAAACUCUUCCAUACAAAUUAUAUUGAGUUGUGUUACUUUGCUGUGGUUAUAUUGUCAGUGUUUUCAUUUUUUAAUAAAGGCUGCUCUUCAAAUGAUAA